Messenger RNA from Folsomia candida, 552 nucleotides. Its product is annotated as prespore vesicle protein. The record is from RefSeq and is a predicted model, not a curated record. Lineage: Eukaryota; Metazoa; Arthropoda; Collembola; Entomobryomorpha; Isotomidae. The coding region runs from base 152 to 454 and encodes 100 amino acids. The transcript has 3 exons.
GGCAAUAUGUACAACACAGUACGAAUUAAUAUCUUAUUUAUUAAUAGAGGAUCGCAUAUAAAAGGGCAACAAAUUCUUGAUUAAAUUAUCAAACACUUUCAGCUCAUCUUAUCAACCACACUACAAAUCCACAACAAAACCAAACUUCAACAUGCAAGCCGUCAUCCUCCUCGCUCUCGUCGCCGCUGCCUCCGCUGGUGUCUUGACUGCUGGACCAGUCGUUCACACCGCAGCCGUCCCCGUUGUCCACGCUGCCCCCGUGGUGCACGCCGUCCCAGUCGCACGUGCCGUCGUUCCAGUUGCCCACUCCUCAUCCUUCAACUACAGAGCACCAGCUGCCAAAAUCGCCGUCCCAGUCGUCCACGCCGCUCCCGUUGUCCACCAUGCCGUCCCAGUCGUUCACGCCGCACCAGUCCUGACCCGAACUGCCCACCAUGGUGUCCUCGUCCAUUAAAUUUUUCAAUUUUAAAAAAAUUUACAGCUUUUUUUUAAUUUGAACAAAAAUUGGAUUGAAAAAAUACAAAAUAAAUUAUUUUUAAUUGGCUGAAAGUA